Molecule: messenger RNA, 666 nt
Organism: Physeter macrocephalus (sperm whale)
Lineage: Eukaryota; Metazoa; Chordata; Mammalia; Artiodactyla; Physeteridae
Gene: ARTN
Product: artemin
Exons: 3
Coding region: 1-666 (221 amino acids)
Biological process (GO): peripheral nervous system development
Molecular function (GO): receptor tyrosine kinase binding; glial cell-derived neurotrophic factor receptor binding; growth factor activity
Source: RefSeq, a predicted model, not a curated record
AUGGAGCCUGGACGUGGAGGCCCUUCUGUGCUGCCCCUCUGGCCCCGGCCUAGGCGGCAGCCUGCCCUGUGGCCUACCCUGGCCGCUCUGGCCCUGCUGAGCAGCAUCGCCGAGGGCGAGGCCUCCCUGGGCCCCGCACCCAGCAGCCCGGUCCCCCGAGAAGGCCCCGUGCCGGCCCCGGCGCCCCCCGCGGGUCCCCUGCCUGGGGGCCGCGCGGCCGGUCUGUGCGGCGGAAGAGCCCGGCGGCCGCCGCCCCCGCCGCCCGCGCCCUCGCCCGCUGCCCCCCGAGGGCCCCGCACUGCGCGGGCUGGGGGCCGGGGCGGCCGCGGGAGCCGGGGGAGCCGCGCGCGGGCCGCGGGGGCGCGGGGCUGCCGCCUGCGCUCUCAGCUGGUGCCGGUGCGCGCGCUCGGCUUGGGCCACCACUCCGACGAGCUGGUGCGUUUCCGCUUCUGCAGCGGCUCCUGCCGCCGCGCGCGCUCCCCGCAUGACCUCAGUCUGGCCAGCCUGCUGGGCGCCGGGGCCCUGCGGCCGCCCCCCGGCUCGCAGCCCGUCAGCCAGCCCUGCUGCCGACCCACGCGCUACGAGGCCGUCUCCUUCAUGGACGUCAACAGCACCUGGAGGACCGUGGACCGCCUCUCGGCCACUGCCUGCGGCUGUCUGGGCUGA